ACAACCGAUAUACGGAUGACGGAGCUCGAGAGAGAGACGCUUAGUGUACUCCCACGCGGUGUAGCGUCUCUACGUAUGGGGUAAACAAUAGCACCGAAAUUGUGUAUACGUACGAGGCCGAUUCAAGCUUUGAAGCAAUUGAAGCUUAUAUCUAUUCACUCGCUUACACAACUCGUACACUUCAUAUAUUUAUGUACACGUGUAUUAAAAGAGACACGUAUAGUCGUUAGAGCAACUCCACGAAGCGGCGGUGUAAAGAAGAUACAAAAAUACGGGCUGUCAAGCGAGUCAGGCGUAAUCGUUUUGACGCUUCGGUUGAAAUAAAAUUUGGCGUAGCGUUUGAAAGCUGCUAUCAUACAAGUAUUAUACUUGGAAAGCAGACACUUUAUCUUUAGUAUUGGUGGACUUGUCGAUGCGAUAAAAAAAUCCUGCAACUAUGAAUAAGGACCUGAGCCUGCUAAAGGGAGUAAGCGUUUACUUUACCGAGGAAACCCUGAGAAGUGUUGUAGCAAAAGAGAAGAACGUCGAUCCAAAAGUCGUUGAAAUCCUUGGCUGGGACUUUGGCAGAGCAAACGCAAAAGGUGACAGCCACUUAUCAGUCGUUCAACGAGUUAAAAUCAAGAGCAAAGUAAAUGACAAUGAAACGGAAAUGAGUUACAUCGUCAAGUCUUUUCCACAGAAUAUCGGCCGCAAAAAAACUUUCCGGAGCGAAGAGUUUUUUUACAACGAAAUCACGUUUUACAACGAGGUGGCAACGAAAUUUGAAGAGUACCUGAAAUCCAAGGGGCAAAGCCAAUUGAUGCUGAUCCCGCGUUGUUACGCGUCUCUUCUCGAUGGCGAUAAUGAUUACAUUGUCCUCCAAGACGUCAGCGUUGACGGUUUUGGUCCUCUUGUGCGCCAGGCUUCGUUAACUUACGAACAGUGUAAAUCGGCAGCUGAAACAUUGGCUAGAUUUCACGCCAUUUCUUUUGGAUUCAAGAGAGAAAGGAAAGAGGAGUUUGAGGAAAUGGUUUCCAAGUUGAUGGAGACAUUUUACAGGGAAGAUUUGUACGAGAAAUGGUACAAACGAUUUUUCGAAAGCACUCUCGUGAGAAUAGCGAGAGACUCACUGGCGAAAGAAUACCCGGGCAGCCGAGGCGAGAAAGUCUUCAAUUCUUACCAGCCGAUAGAUUUUUUCAAAAAGAGCACCGAGUUGUGCUGUUCGCGCGCCCACGAGCCCACCUCGGUCAUUGGCCAAGGCGACGCCUGGGCGCCAAAUUUCCUCGCUCGCGAAGCCCACCCCGGAAAAUUCGAGCUUCUCCUAUUGGACUUUCAACUCGCGAGGUGCUGCAGCCCAGUCUUGGACAUCGUGUUCUUCAUCUACUCGUGCACGGACAAGACCAUGCGCGACCAGCAUUACGAGGAUCUUUUGAAGAAUUAUUACGACGAAUUAAUCAUGUCCAUGAAGUUACUUGACAUUCCCGAUGCGGAAAGUGUUUAUCCGUGGGACUUGUUUCGCAAAGAGGUGAAAGAGCAGUCGGUGUACGGGCUGACGUUUUCUUUGGAGGCUGUGCCAUUUACUAUGAUGCCCGAGGAGGAGGCAUUCGACUUGGACCAAAUAAAAGAAAAAGAAAUUGAUCUUGUCGAAUUAUUUACGCUGCCAAACAUUAAAUUGUCGGAAAAUAGAAAACGACAUGCUGACAUGAUUUUGCAUGCAGUGGAGAAUGGAUACAUAUGAGAUGUCUGU
Molecule: messenger RNA, 1726 nt
Organism: Copidosoma floridanum
Lineage: Eukaryota; Metazoa; Arthropoda; Insecta; Hymenoptera; Encyrtidae
Source: RefSeq, a predicted model, not a curated record